AUGUUUAGUUCAACAAUGACUUUUUAUUAUAUUUCAUUAGACAAAGUCAAACCAAUUGAAUUAAAUGAAGAAGGUAGUGUUGACACACAAAUUGUAUCAAAUACUCGUCUUGCUCACUUUGAAGAUACAGAAUUGAUACUUGAUAUACAAAAAUUAGAAAGUCUUGGUUUAUCAUUACAAGAAGAACGUGUUCCAUGGAUAUUUUUCGCAACAUUUUCUAACCAAUUACAGCAAUUAGCAAAACAUAUUCUUCAUGAAAAUUAUAUUUUUUUUCUAUGA
Molecule: messenger RNA, 279 nt
Organism: Rotaria sp. Silwood1
Lineage: Eukaryota; Metazoa; Rotifera; Eurotatoria; Philodinida; Philodinidae
Source: the annotation of a GenBank genome assembly